This is a messenger RNA of Auxenochlorella protothecoides, 249 nucleotides long. Its product is annotated as putative bolA-like protein C8C9.11. Gene Ontology annotation, cellular component: nucleus; cytosol. The transcript has 2 exons. The record is from RefSeq and is a predicted model, not a curated record. Gene Ontology annotation, molecular function: 2 iron, 2 sulfur cluster binding. Bases 1 to 249 code for a protein of 82 amino acids. NCBI's taxonomy places the organism in Eukaryota, Viridiplantae, Chlorophyta, Trebouxiophyceae, Chlorellales, Chlorellaceae. Gene Ontology annotation, biological process: intracellular iron ion homeostasis.
AUGGUGUCCGAGGAAGACGUCCGUGAAGCUAUCGCGGCACAUCUCUCUGACGCCGAGGUCAAUGUGACAGACAUCUCAAAUGGGUGUGGCACCGGCUUUGAGGUGCAAGUGGUAGCUCAAGCCUUCGAGGGUAAACGCCUGCUAGAGCGGCACAAACUCGUGAACGCAGCACUCAAGGACAUCAUGCCCAACAUCCAUGCACUUAGCAUCACGCGGGCCUGGACGCCCCAGCAAGCAGCAGCUGCCUGA